Molecule: messenger RNA, 2046 nt
Organism: Pestalotiopsis fici W106-1
Lineage: Eukaryota; Fungi; Ascomycota; Sordariomycetes; Amphisphaeriales; Sporocadaceae
Exons: 3
Coding region: 1-2046 (681 amino acids)
Biological process (GO): proteolysis
Molecular function (GO): serine-type peptidase activity
Source: RefSeq, a predicted model, not a curated record
AUGGGCUUCGACAUGGGAUCCGAGCCGCUCAGGGCCAUGCCGCCGGACAUUGUGCCCAGGAGCGUGGGGCAUCUUCACCUGGAACUCGAGAUGGGAAGCACCAAGAAGAUAGCACCAUAUGGCACCUGGUCGAGCGACAUUACAAAGGAGGCCGUAUUCAGCAGCAGCCGAACUCAGAUUUCGCCAAGAGUAGACCGACGUACUGGGCGGGCGUUUUUUUGUGAACAGCGCUCCGACGGUGACAACCAUCUGGUGGAGAUUAGAAAUGGCGAAUGCGUCGACGUUCUGCCACAAGGCUUCAGCGUGAGGAGCAGGGUUUACGAGUACGGUGGUGGUCCCUAUGCCAUUCUUGCAAACAAUCGCAUCAUUUUCAGCAAUUUCAAGGACAAGUCGGUCUACAUCCUAGAUGUGGAUAGCGGCAGCGUCAGGAGGCUACUGGAGUGCGACACACUGCGAUAUGGAGAUUUCGAAGCCCACCCUGGAAAUGAACCCUGGGUGCUUGCUGUGCAAGAGGACCACGAAAUCGAUGAGCCGGAGCAGGUCAAGAACUACGUCGUCGCCAUCAACACAGAAACCGCCGAAGUGACGCGAGUCGUCGAGGGUGCAGAUUUCUACAUGUUUCCCAGCUUCAGUCCCGAUGGCACAAAAAUCGCUUGGGAGCAAUGGGACUUUCCUGGAAUGCCGUGGGCUGGCGUUACCCUGCACUGGGCGGACUGGUCGGAAGGCCAAAUCGUGUCAGGCACUGUCGAGCAUAUUGCUGGGACCGAAUCAAGCACCGUAACCGAGCCGCGGUGGAGCCCUGACGGCAACCUGUAUUUUGCAGAGGAGCGGACAAACUAUUACCAAUUGUUUCGGCAAAAACCCGGCGACAGCGAGGCAACGGCAAUGGCACUACCUGGGUUGGAGAAUGUUGAGUUUGGCAGUGCCAAGAUGACUUGCGGAAGCCACACAUAUACUCUACUUUCCGAGACGACUCUCAUAGCCUCCGUAAAGGAUGAGGGCUGGGACAGGCUUGUUUCCAUUGAUCUGAUAAAUCUGACAUAUAUGCAGCUGGAUCUACCAUUUGCCAGUGUCUUGUUCGAUGGCGUGGAACGACUCUCGGACGACUCUUUUCUCCUGAUAGCCAACAGUCCUGUGACACCAGAUGUCGUAUGCGAAGUAAAAUUGACGGGCGGAGAUGCCCAAUACAAGGUCAUACGCACAUCGACAAAUGUCGAGUUUCCGCCGUCCCUCUUCUCGAAACCAGAAGCCAUCAAAUUUCCCGCAAAGAACGGCCCUGAACGUGAUGUCUGUGGCUUCUUUUGGCCACCACAUAACCCCAAUUUCCAGGCGCCCCGAGGCGAGAAGCCACCCUUGAUCAUUCAGUCACACGGAGGGCCUACUGGACUCACACCACCAGCAUUGAUGCUAUCACUACAAUAUUGGAACGCUCGGGGAUAUGCGACUUUUGCAAUCAACUAUACCGGCUCCACUGGGUACGGCAAAAAGUACCGCCAGCUUCUCAAUGGUAGAUGGGGCGUUGUCGAUGUCGAUGAUGUCGCUGAAUGCGUCGAAUAUCUUGUCGAGACCGGCCGCGUUGACGGAUCGCGGGUGGGCAUUCGUGGAGGAAGCGCCGGCGGGUACAGUGUGCUUCAAGCACUGUGCAAUUACCCAAACAUAUUUGCCGGUGGUGUGUGCUUAUUUGGCAUCAGUGAGGUCAAGCUUCUUCUCGAAUCCACUCACAAGAUGGAAGCGCGCUAUGUCGACAUGUUGAUGUUCACCGAGGGCAUGACCGAAGAGGACAAGGAAAAAGUCAUGAAGGACCGAUCGCCAGUAUAUCACGCCGGCAACAUCACAGCGCCCUUGCUCAUUCUACACGGCACGGAUGACAAGGUCGUACCAAUCUCGCAGGCGUACACCAUGUAUGACGAUAUGAUUUCGCGCGGGCGCGAAGUCAAAUUGGUCAAGUUCCCUGGUGAAGGUCAUGGUUUUAGGAGUGGUGCAAACAGAUUAUUAUCUCACGAGGAGGAAGAGUCGUGGUGGAGAAAGACACUGGUCAAAUCGUAA